AUGGUACUCGCACAGAAGGACCUCGCCCUCCUGCUUGCCCACGCCAAAACCAAGCGACAACGGCGCUUCGUUUCCGCAGUCAUUGCAGCGCAAGCUGUGGAACGACCACUCAUCCCGGACGUGCGUUUUGACCUCAACGCCAUGUCCGAUGCCAAUGCCCUCCUCGAGUUUCGCUUUGACGUCGCUGGGGUUCAACAGUUGGGUUUCCUCUUGGGCUUGCCGGCCGUGGUGAUCACGACUGCACGGAAUCGAGUGCUGCGCGACGAGGCCAUCUGCAUCCUGCUUUCACGCAUGGCGUUCCCGACUCGUCUGUUCGACAUGGCCAGGACUUUCGGCCGCUCCCGCCCAGUGCUCUGCGAUGUGUUUUUGCAUGUGCUAAACGAAAUAUACGACCGUUGGAACCACCUGUUGUACUUCAACUACAAGCUCCUUCAACGCAACGUCGAUCGCUACUGUGCUGCAAUCCAUCGAAAAGGUUCGCCGUGUGCCAGCGUCUUUGGAUUUAUCGAUGGCACAAAGAUUCAAACCUGCCGAAUUUCCACUGUCAACGACGGCAUCAACUUGCAGAAGGAGAUAUACAGCGGUCACAAACGUGUGCACUGUCUGAAUUAUCAAGCAGUUACUGUUCCGGACGGACUGUGUGCCCACUUCUUUGGACCCAUCGAGGGCCGCCGACACGAUACGACCAUGCUUCGCGAGAGUAGGCUAUUGGGCUACUUAGCAAACCAUCCCGAGGUGUUUUCGAGGAAAGUCAUCUAUGGCGAUCCAGCGUACGGGGUGUCCGAGCACAUGCUGUCCGGGUUCAAAGGCAAUGGUCUCAGUACCAUGCAACGAGAUUUCAACAAUCUGUCGAAUGGAACUUUAAAGUGA
This is a messenger RNA of Aphanomyces astaci, 870 nucleotides long. RefSeq lists its product as hypothetical. The record is from RefSeq and is a predicted model, not a curated record. The coding region runs from base 1 to 870 and encodes 289 amino acids. The transcript is spliced from 2 exons. Lineage: Eukaryota; Oomycota; Saprolegniomycetes; Saprolegniales; Verrucalvaceae.